This is a messenger RNA of Candidozyma duobushaemuli, 981 nucleotides long. RefSeq lists its product as uncharacterized. The record is from RefSeq and is a predicted model, not a curated record. Gene Ontology annotation, cellular component: endoplasmic reticulum membrane. Gene Ontology annotation, molecular function: fatty acid elongase activity. Bases 1 to 981 code for a protein of 326 amino acids. The transcript has a single exon. Gene Ontology annotation, biological process: fatty acid elongation, polyunsaturated fatty acid; very long-chain fatty acid biosynthetic process; fatty acid elongation, saturated fatty acid. Lineage: Eukaryota; Fungi; Ascomycota; Pichiomycetes; Serinales; Metschnikowiaceae.
AUGCAUUUUUCAUUUGGUCUUCCACACCUGGAGAUUUUCCGCUGGCUGGCGCCUUCGGGUCCUCCAUCUUCGCCUUUUGAAAACCCCCUUUUAUCUGCCGUCUUCGAUGCCUCCAUGAAGGUGCUGAUGCCGCUAACCAUCGCCGUGGUGUACUUCUCUGCGGUGCACUUUGUCAACCCAAUUGUCAUUGACAGACAGAAGAGGAAAGCAAACUUGGCCGAUGAGAAGCUCAAAGAGUCGCAGACCAAGAGAUUGAGGCCUGCUCCGACGAAAAUCGCUCAGACGGGCCUCUUCAAGGUGUUCGUUUUCUUCCACAACGUCUUCCUCUGUAUCUACUCGGUCUGGACGUUUGUGGGCAUGCUCAGAUGCUUCGGCAGAACCGUGGCGUCCAUGUCGCUCAAGUACAACUCGUCCCACUCGCUUUCCAAUUUCGUUUACGCCGUCUGUGACGUGGAAAACGGCGUCUUCAAGCAGGACUCCCUCACCAAGAACCUCACCAUCUACGGCUGGUGGUUCUACAUGCUGAAGUUUUACGAGGUUUUGGACACCGUGGUCAUUCUCUUGAAAGGACGCCCUUCGUCGCUUUUGCAGAGCUACCACCACGCCGGUGCCAUGAUGUGCAUGUGGAGUGGAAUCCGCUACCGCUCUCCUCCAAUCUGGAUUUUCGUGGUCUUCAACUCCUUCAUCCACUCGUUGAUGUACUUCUACUUCUCCGUGUGCUGCUUGAAGAUCAGGGUGCCUGUGAUUGUCAAGAGAGUGCUCACGUCGCUUCAGAUUUCCCAGUUUGUCGUGGGCGGCUCUUUGGCUGUUUUCCACGCUUUUGUCUGGUACUGGGACCAGCAGAGCAACUCUUACAGCAACUGCAUCGAGCUGGCCGAGCAGGCGUUGCCUCUCAUGAUCAACGUGGCUUACUUGACGCCGUUGACCAUGUUGUUUGCCGCUUUCUACAUCGAGAGCUACAUCAAGGGCGGCAAGAAGUAG